UUUCACGUUGAACAAGCUUGAUAGUGUUGAUCAAGAGAGGACGAUGGACUGGAAACCUGCGGUGAUGAUGAUGGCAGUGGUAAUCAUGUACGCGGUGUUGAACGUGAUGACGAAGAUAGCUUUCAACGAAGGGAUGCACACCACCGUCUUCAUCGUCCUCCGCCUGCUCGUUGCCGCGCUCUUCCUCUCCCCGAUCGCAUACUUCAAAGAGAGGAAGAGUAGACCUAAGCUGACCAUCGAGAUCUUCGGUUACCUCUUCUUGAGUGCCUUGCUUGGAGCCUCACUGCUCCAGUGGCUCUUCUUCCUGGGCUUGCGGUACACGACAGCCACGUUUGCGAGCGCCUUCAACAAUACGACCCCCAUGUUCACAUUCCUCCUCGCACUCGCCUUCAAAAUUGAGAAGAUUAAUGUGGCUAACCGUUCCGGCGCUGCCAAGCUCACGGGCACGGCUGUGGGGCUGGCCGGAGCCAUGGUGUUGGCACUCUACCAAGGCCCAACCCUGAUUGGUGCACCAGCAGAACACCUAGCCACCGCUGCCGCCCAUAGGGGUGCAGGGAGGUGGGUGAUGGGCUUGGUAGCGUUGUUGGGCUUCUCAGCAAGCUGGUCAAUGUGGUUCAUCCUGCAGUCCAAGAUUUGGACAAAGUACCCGGCACUGUACUCAAGCACGGCGUGGAUGUUCCUCCUUAGCUUUGUCCAGAUGGCUGUCGUAGGUGCCGCAACUGAGAAGAUGACCUUGGAGGUAUGGGUCCCUGGCACAGUGCUCCAGGUCGUCACCGUACUCUUGGCGGGUGUCGGAGUGUCGGCGCUGGGGUUCCUGGCCAUGACAUGGUGCGUGGAGUGGCGAGGGCCUGUGUUCACCACAGCCUUCAUGCCGCUAAUUCAGAUCAUCACCGCUGGUAUCGACGUCGCCAUCCUCCAUGAGCAGCUCCACCUUGGUAGCAUGGUCGGGUCGGUAAUUGUGGUCGUGGGGCUCUACUCCAUCCUGUGGGGAAAGAGCAACGAGGCAAGCACCAUUGAAGCUGGAGGACCCCUUUAA
This is a messenger RNA of Triticum aestivum (bread wheat), 1036 nucleotides long. RefSeq names its product WAT1-related protein At3g30340-like. The transcript has 3 exons. Gene Ontology annotation, cellular component: membrane. The record is from RefSeq and is a predicted model, not a curated record. The coding region runs from base 44 to 1036 and encodes 330 amino acids. NCBI's taxonomy places the organism in Eukaryota, Viridiplantae, Streptophyta, Magnoliopsida, Poales, Poaceae. Gene Ontology annotation, molecular function: transmembrane transporter activity.